Messenger RNA from Paramecium tetraurelia, 2808 nucleotides. RefSeq lists its product as uncharacterized. The record is from RefSeq and is a predicted model, not a curated record. NCBI's taxonomy places the organism in Eukaryota, Ciliophora, Oligohymenophorea, Peniculida, Parameciidae. Gene Ontology annotation, biological process: monoatomic ion transport; transmembrane transport. The transcript has 2 exons. Gene Ontology annotation, cellular component: membrane. Gene Ontology annotation, molecular function: monoatomic ion channel activity; zinc ion binding; nucleic acid binding.
AUGAACUCUCUUUUGAUGGAGAUGGAUCAAUAUUCAGCUCGUGUCGCCAAUGAGGAUUAGGCUCUUAUGAGUAGGAGAGGUGAUUAGGAAUAAAGAAAGGCCGAAUUUUUCCAACGCUGUUUAUAGGACCGGAAAAUUAACACAGAUCUUUCUCAAUCAGAAAAAUAUAUAUUUGGCGAUAAAGCCAUUUAUAUGGGCAAAAUGAAAUUAGAAUAGAGAUUGUAAGAUAUUGAUGAAGUAUUGCUACCUUUUGAUAAUAUUGAUUUGGAUGAAAAGGAGCGCAACGAAAAAAUGAAAGAAUUAUCGAAAUCUUCUUAAUCAGACAAUUAAAGAAUAGAUAUUAGUAAGAGAAACAAGAAGCUCCAAAAUUUUUGGUUAAUAUUAAGUCCAGACAGCUCUCUGAAAUUGUUGUGGGACUUUUUUUGUAUGAUUUUAAUUCUCUAUGAAAUCAUUACAAUACCAAUAAGAAUAAGUUUUGACAUUGAAGUAAGUGCUGAAUUUGGUUAUGUGAUAACAGCAGCAUUUCUAUUUGAUAUCAUCUUAACUUUUAACACAGCAGUCUAUUUGAAUGGAAAUAUCAAUUACACCUACAAGGCAAUAGCAUUCGACUAUUUCAAAUUGUGGUUUUGGAUAGAUGUUGUGGCAUCAUUUCCAUAUGACAUGGUAUUCAAUGCGGCAUUGAUAGGAGAAGCUGGAGAUGAAGUAAAUGAGUCAUCAGACAAUUUAAAGAAGAGCACUCAAAUUUUAAGAGUGUUGAAAUUCUUUCGAUUUGUUAAAGUCAUUCGUUUAUUAAGAUUGGCUAAAUUGAAGGCUAUAAUGGAUAAAAUAGAGGAUUAUUUUUCUGAUAGUUCUAUAAUUUAGACGAUAGGAAGCUUUCUUAAGCUCUGUGCUUUUGUGUUAUUUUGGUCUCAUUGGCUAGGGUGUAUUUUCCAUUUCAUUGGUCAAAGUGAGGAUACAUCGUACAAUUGGCUCUCAAUUUAUGGAUUGUAUGAUGAACCUUGGGAAAUUAGAUAUGUGAAUUCUGUCUAUUGGGCUGUAACAACCAUGAUUACUGUAGGUUAUGGCGAUCUCUCUCCGUAGACACCGUUAGAAAGACUAUUUGGAGUGUUCUUUCUUCUCAUUGCCUGUGGUGUAUUCUCAUUCACUAUGAACACCAUAGGAAAUACUAUGCAAUAACUAAGUUAGAAGUAAGAUUAAUAUCAGAAGAGGAUAUCUGAAAUAAAUAUCUACAUGGCGAAGGUCAAGAUUCCAAAGCAAUUAUAAAAUAAGGUUAGGAGGUAUUUAUAGUAUAUUUGGGAUUCUCAUCGGAGUACCAAUUUAGAAUCUAUUUGUUCAAGUCUCUCUUUAUCUCUAAAAUAUGAAUUUACAAUUUAAGUAAAUGGAACUAUAUUGGCUAGUUAUAAAUUGUUGUGUGAAACAUUUUCAAGGAAAUUAAUGAUUGAAUUAACAUAGAUUCUGAAGGAGUAAACGAUAUAGCCAGAUGAAUAUGUGUUUCUAGAAGAUGAACCUAAGAAUGAGUAAAUUCUCUAUUUCAUUUAAGAAGGUCAAAUAAACAUUGUGUUAAUUAAGACAAGACAAAUUGUGGCUAGAUUGAGUAAUAAGUAAAUCUUUGGUGAGAUCAGUUUCUUUGGGAAUAUAGGUCGAACAGCAUCUGCUAAAAGUAAUGGAUUCACUGAUGCCUUUGUGUUGAAAAGACAAGAUUUUGUGGCCUUAUUAGAUAAAUUCCCAGAUGAUCGAGAAAGAUUUAAUUUUAUAAAUGAAGAAGUCAAUAAACAAUAAUUGUAAGUAUUGAAUAUUCAUUGUUAUGCUUGUGAUUUACCAGGACAUGUUAUAAGAGAUUGUCCCUCAUUACAUUUUGUGGUUGAUUUAUAUGUGUAUUAAAAGACCAAAAUCAGAUGUAUCAAGGCAAUAAUGAAAGAUUUUGUAAGGAAAGAUCGAAUGAAUUAUAACGCUUUGAAAAACCGAUAAGAAUUAGAAAAAGUAGCUAAAAAUCUGUAGAUGAAUAUACCAACACAUAAAUUUUUGAUUGAAGAUUGCAAUGUGGAUGAUCAUUUAUCAUAGGCAGUGGAAGACUAAUCAAUAAAGAAGGGAUUUAAAUUAAAGUCCAAGUUUAAAGAAGAUAGGAAUAGGAGAAGAAAUUGGGAAUAGACAUUCAAGAAAUCUGCAUAAUAGAUGCAAUAGAUCUAGAUUAAACAAUCAGAGAUAUUUAGUAUCACUAAAAAUAUGUCUUAAGUUUUAUUAUCCUCACAUCCCAGUGGGGAAACUAGUUUAAGUCACAUCCCUAUUAAUUAGUUCAAAUCUCCAAAUUAGAGUUCGGAAGAUAGUGAUAGUGGAACUAUUCAAUAAAAGAUGGAAGACAUUAUGGCUGAUUAUUAGAUAUUCAAAUAAGAAGUGGAUAAGUACAAUGGGUGUCAUCAAUUGGAGAUUAAGAAAAGUUUUGUGUUGUUGAAUGAAUUCGAAAGUGGCUGUGAUUUCAAUAUAUUUUAUCCUCACAACAAUCUCUCUGUUGUGUUGAAAGAAUUUCACAGGUAUCAAUUAGGUAACUCUGUCAAACCUAAAAUUGAUACUGAAUACGAUACCAAUGUAUUUCAAGAAUACAUGGAAUAUUACGUUAUUGACAUUGAAGAUGUGAAAAGAUUUAAAUUGGAAGUGAAACCAUCUCAAAUCAAACAAUUUCUACCUUUCACAGAACUUCUUCAAUAGUCAUAUAAUCGUUAAAAAAAAAAGAAUUAUGGCUUGUUAAGACAACCAAAAAGAUCUUUUAAAUAAAUUGCUAGAGCUAUCAUUUUGGCAAGAAAAUUUAAGUGA